Messenger RNA from Rotaria sp. Silwood1, 3240 nucleotides. NCBI's taxonomy places the organism in Eukaryota, Metazoa, Rotifera, Eurotatoria, Philodinida, Philodinidae. The record is from the annotation of a GenBank genome assembly.
AAAUUGAUAAUCAAACAUUCAUUUUCAAAAGUAAAAACUUAAGUGCAACUCAAUUAAAAACAAAAACAAAAAAUGAUUUUGACCACUUAUUAAAACAAAUUUGUACAAAAAGUGAAUUCAAUUCACAAUAUCAGUUAAUUAAUAUGAUGAAUAAUGAACUUAACAAUGAAGAUUUAAAUAAAAUUCUUUUCCUAAACACAAAUCAAUAUUCAAAUUGUGAAUGGUUGAUAUAUUUGUUUUUUUCAUCUUACGACUUUAAUUUAUUAUUUGUAUUAUUCUAUUUUUUUUUCUUUCUGAAGGACAAUAAUCAAUCAAAGUAUAAUUGACGUAAAUCGUUAUCAAGCUACAGAUUAUAUUUUUAAAAAUUUUUAUCAUGAUGAAUCAAUAAUUGAACAUCAUUUUGAUUUAAUUGAAAGAAAAUCAAAUGAUCAUAUAAAACAAAUUUUAAAGAAAUAUUUUCCUAAUUCUUGUCAAAUAACAAAUAUAAUAACUCUUCGUAUGUUAAUACUUAUUUCACAAGAUAAUUUAACUAUACAAUGUAUCUUGAAUCGAAAUAACAGUUUAAAAUAUCGUGCUAUUGCAUUUCGUUUUCUUAAUAAUGAAAAAAAAUUUUUUAAAGAUUUUCAAAAUAUAUUAAUCAAUGAAGAAGAAUCAAGUGAAAUGCGUAUACUUUGUUUUCAAACAAUAUAUUUAUCUCUUAAUAUAUCUGAAAUAAAUAAUUUAAUUGAAAAUGUUAAAUCAAAUCAACUUCGUUUUUAUAUUAAAUCUUUAUUUAAACAAAGUUCAAUAUGGUUAGCAAAUUCUGGUUCAUAUAAAUUUCCAUUUGGAAAAAUGAAUAUUAUAUUUGAUGAAAAUUUAUUAUUCUAUUUUCCAAAUAUGAUUCAAUUAGAACUUGGAAAUAAUACUGAUAUUGAUUUCUAUUUUAUUAGAAAUAAUCAACAAAAUAUACAAUACGAAAUUUUAUUAAUAUUUGAUAGAAAAAAUAUUAUGCGGUUUUCAACAAUUAAGGAUUUUUUUAAUUGGAUAAAUAAUGAUCGAUUAUUUGAAAUGAAAACACUUGAUGAAUUUUGUUUAAAAAUAAAUUUAAAAACUGAUUUUAAUCUUAAAUGGCUUACUGGUUAUUUUAAUCAAUUUGAUAAUUUUUUUAAAAAAUCAACAGCUGGUAUUGUUCUAAAAAUUCAGCAUGGAUUAGGUGAGAUCAUGACUGGAUAUAAAAUAAGUUUUAGUUUUGAAUCUAAUUUUAAAAUUAAUAUUCAUCAACAUGAACAUUUAACUUCAUACAUUUGGCGUUCAAUACAAAAAGAAAAUAUUCUUUUUAAAAUCGAACAAACAAUAAAGCCAUUAGUGAAUUACAAACAAAUCGUAUCAAAAAAGACUGUUUUAUCAUCAACAGUUAAAGAUUUUUGCUAUAUAAUUCCACAUUUUGAUUCAAAAAUUUGUUUAUCAUUCAUUUUUGAACGUUUAUGGCCUUCAUCAAUUGCAUGUCUUCAAUUGACUGAUACAUUCGAAACAAAUGUUAACAAAAUGUUUUCACAUUUUAAUUCUAACCACGCUUGUCAAUUAUUAAGUGUAUGUACACCUGUUGAGAAAGGUCAACUUAUUGUUGAAUCGAACUCCAAAAUACGUAGUGAUUCUCAUUCUGUUUGUGAACAGUCAAGAAUUCGUUUAUUAUCUCAACAAAAUUCAUUAACAAUUAUGUCAACAUCUCAACCAACCUCCGAAUUAGUUGAAGAACAAAAAACUUGUGGUCAUAUGCCUCAGUUGGAUAUCAAAUUAAAUUUACAAUUAUUAAGAGAGCAAGAAAAGAUGGCUCUACAAUCUAUUAAGAACUUAACUGAAGAAGAAAUGAUUCAUAUUGAUCAAUGGUUAUCUGUAUUACAUAAAACAUACGAAGAUUGGGAAUAUCCAUCAUCGCAUCGUGUAUUUCAAGCAGUUACAUAUUUUAAUGAUGAACAAAAAUUAUGGUAUGAACAGAUAAAAUCUGAAAUUAAUAAUGAUUGGUCAUGCUUUUGCGAUCGUUUAAAACAACAUAUUCAAGAUCGUCAGAAGGUUCAAAUUCAUUCUUCACCAAUGAAUUAUCCAUUAUCUGAUACUAAUGAAAUAACAUCGAUGGAAAAUCUUAUUGACACAAAAUUUAUUAAAUAUUCUGGUAUAGGUGAUGCCAAGGUUUGGCUAUUACAAACAAUGAAUCAAUUUAAACAAUAUGGAUUACGUCGUCUUGAACAAUUUCAAUCUAUACCAUUUUUAUUAAUUGAUGAAGCGUAUUUGUGGUACGUAGAACAUAUUGAUUUAAUCACCAAUUUUGAAUCGUUUAGUAAAUUAUUUCUUCAACAAUAUUCAUUUACAUUACCACCAGCACCAAAUAAUAUUCUUACUGAUGUGGAUAUACCGUCAAAUUUAAUUUCUAGCUCUUCAUCUACAUCACAUUUACAACGAACAAUUGCCGAUGAAAUUAUUAAAAAACCAACAUAUUUUCGUGGUUCAAAAGAUGACGUUCAUGAAUGGUUAGAAAAAUUAGAACAACGUUUUCAAAUGGCAAAAUGGAAUAAUGAACAAAAAUUACAAUAUAUUUCAAUCCAUUUACAAGAUGAUGCAUAUCGAUGGUGGACACAAACAUCUACGACGAUUAAAUCAUGGUCAUUAUUUACUGAAGCUGUUACAAAGGCUUUUGGAUCAACAAAGGUACAAGAAUUAGCUUUUGAACAACUAAAAUGGUACAAACAAACGGUUAAUCAAUCUAUUACACAAUAUUAUGAUAAAAUUAUUGAAUUAUGUAAGAAAGUUGAUCUUGUUAUGCCUGAUUCAUUAAAAUUAAAAUAUUUGAUGGCUGGUAUAAAAGAAUCAUUAAAAAUACAUGUUGCAUUACAGGAUCCAAAAACACCAGAUGCAUUUUUAUCGAUUGCUAGAAAAGUUGAAGAUACAUUAACAUUAACAAAUUUAAAAAAAUCUGCCACAACUUAUGAGACACCCUGUAUCAAUGCUGCUACAUUUAAAAAACCAUCAACACGACCAAAUAUUUCACAGAAAUCUAUUAAUAAAACUCGCCAUAAUACUUCUCAACAUUUACAAUCACAAUCAUAUCGGAAACAUCAUCAACAUAAUGCACAAAAUUCGAACCAUCAGAUUCGGAAUUAUGAUCCUACAAGAUAUCCACAAUAUGCAUCGCAAUCAAAUAAUUGUUAUAAAUGUGGUACUCCUGGACACUAUGCUCGGGAUUGUACCCGUACCCAUUUCGGGUAA